AUGACGCUGAACGUUCUGGACGCCCUGUUAAGGUUACUACUCCAGAAAUCAUUGAUAAAAUCCAUGAUGGAUGACAGAAGAGUGAAGGUACGUGAGAUUGCUAGUGCCGUGGGCAUCUCGAAUGAACGGGUACAUAAUAUUUUGCAUCAACAUUUGGACAUAUCAAAGCUAUCCGCAAGAUGCGUGCCGCGAUUGCUCACGCUUGACCAAAAACGAAAUCGUGUGAAGUGUUGCAAAGAUGGUUUGCAGCUGUUCCGGAAGAAUACGCAAAACUUUAAGCGUCGUUUCGUCACUGUGGAUGAAACAUGGAUACAUUACUACACUCCUGAGACCAAAGAACAAUCUAAACAAUGGGGUACCAAGGAGGAAUCUGCGCCAAAAAAGGCGAAGAUCGUUCCUUCGGCCGGAAAGAUUAUGGCAACUGUCUUUUGGGAUUCGCAAGGAAUAAUCCUCAUUGACUAUCUGGAAAAGAGUAAAACUAUUACAGGUGCAUAUUAUUCAUCGUUAUUGGACCGUUUGAAAACCAAGCUGCAAGAAAAAUGUCCACGAUUGGCCCACAAAAAAGACCUUUUCCAUCACGACAACGCACCAGCUCACGCCUCAGCAGUUGUGGUCGCAAAAUUAAUGAAAAUAGGGUUCCAACUCGUUUCACAUCCCCCCUAUUCUCCAGACUUGGCUCCCUUGGACUACUAUUUGUUCCCCAAUUUGAAGAAAUGGCUGACUGGAAAAAGAUUUUAUUCAAACAAGGAGGUGAUUGCAAAAACAAAUGCUAUUUUUCAGACUUGGACAAAUCCUAUUAUUCGGAAGGGAUCAACAAACUAG
Molecule: messenger RNA, 822 nt
Organism: Solenopsis invicta (red fire ant)
Lineage: Eukaryota; Metazoa; Arthropoda; Insecta; Hymenoptera; Formicidae
Product: histone-lysine N-methyltransferase SETMAR-like
Exons: 1
Coding region: 1-822 (273 amino acids)
Molecular function (GO): nucleic acid binding
Source: RefSeq, a predicted model, not a curated record